Chrysemys picta bellii (western painted turtle) is the source of this 2460-nucleotide messenger RNA. RefSeq names its product mitogen-activated protein kinase kinase 1 (gene MAP2K1). Gene Ontology annotation, biological process: protein phosphorylation. Gene Ontology annotation, molecular function: protein kinase activity; ATP binding. The record is from RefSeq and is a predicted model, not a curated record. NCBI's taxonomy places the organism in Eukaryota, Metazoa, Chordata, Testudines, Emydidae.
GGGAAGGGCAGGGGCUUCCAGGCAGCUUCACUCCCCAGUGCCCAUGUGCAGCGGCGCCACACUUGCGCACUGGGGGCGCCCGAGGAGUUCGCACAUGCACAGUAGCGGAGAGGGACACAUUUUGAGAGCGGGCAGUGUUUGCUACCACGGUGCGGCUCGGGGAACUCCUCACUGCUCAGUCGGGGAGUGGCCCCUGGCGCUGCUGGACCAGGAGCGUCCCUUAGCUCUGCUUAGCCAGGGAGAGCCGGCUGGCUGGUAGGAGCAGGAGCUGCUGGAGACAUCGCCCUGUAGCCCGGCUGCAGCGGGAACUGCCGGAGGAGCCCCUAACUCUGCCUAGCGGGAGGGAGCCCCCUGGAGCUGGCCGGAGCAGGAAGGGGAUUUUCGGAAGUUUAAGCUCCAUUAUUCCUAUUUAAAAUGCCUAAAAAGAAGCCCAUGCCCAUUCAGCUGAACCCGGCUCCAGAUAGUUCCACCAUCAAUGGGACCAGCACUGCAGAGUUUUUCUUUGGAGGGAGCAGUCAGCUGACAAAUUUAGAGGCGCUGCAGAAGAAGCUGGAAGAGUUAGAAUUGGAUGAGCAGCAACGUAAACGUCUUGAAGCUUUCCUUACUCAGAAGCAAAAAGUUGGGGAACUGAAGGAUGACGACUUUGAGAAAAUCAGUGAACUGGGAGCAGGAAACGGCGGCGUGGUCUUCAAAGUAUCUCACAAACCUUCUGGCCUCAUUAUGGCAAGAAAGUUAAUUCACUUAGAGAUCAAGCCAGCUAUUCGAAACCAGAUCAUUCGUGAGCUACAAGUUCUACAUGAAUGUAACUCUCCAUACAUAGUGGGCUUUUAUGGAGCUUUUUACAGUGAUGGCGAGAUCAGCAUUUGCAUGGAACACAUGGAUGGCGGGUCCUUGGAUCAAGUACUGAAAAAAGCUGGAAGAAUUCCAGAGCAGAUUUUGGGCAAAGUUAGCAUUGCUGUAAUAAAAGGUCUCACGUAUUUGAGAGAAAAACAUAAGAUAAUGCAUAGAGAUGUUAAACCAUCUAACAUUUUGGUAAACUCUAGAGGUGAAAUCAAGCUUUGUGAUUUUGGUGUCAGUGGACAACUGAUAGAUUCAAUGGCAAACUCGUUUGUUGGGACACGGUCCUACAUGUCUCCGGAACGACUCCAAGGUACUCAUUAUUCAGUGCAGUCAGACAUCUGGAGUAUGGGAUUGUCACUGGUAGAAAUGGCCAUUGGCAGAUACCCAAUUCCCCCUCCUGAUUCCAAGGAGUUGGAGCUGAUGUUUGGCUGCCCUGUGGAGGGAGACUCUCCAGUUUCUGAGACUUCACCCAGGCAAAGAACACCUGGCCGACCAAUGAGCUCCUAUGGACCAGACAGCAGGCCUCCAAUGGCAAUCUUUGAACUUCUGGACUACAUCGUCAAUGAGCCUCCUCCAAAAUUGCCCAGUGGUGUUUUCAGUCCUGAAUUUCAAGAUUUUGUGAACAAAUGCUUAAUAAAAAAUCCAGCCGAGAGAGCAGAUUUGAAGCAACUCAUGAUUCAUGUUUUCAUUAAGAGAUCUGAAGCUGAGGAAGUGGAUUUUGCAGGAUGGCUUUGUUCGACUAUAGGCCUCAACCAGCCUAGUACACCCACGCAUGCUGCUGGAAUUUGAAUAUUGACAGCAAAUCUUGUACUGUACAUCUGUUAAAACAAGGCUAUUUUGGUCUCAUUUCUCAAGCUUGUAUCUGUUCAAAUAUGUAUUUCACCUCUUAAGGAAGGAAGUCUGUUCUAGCAUGUGCCAAAUCCUGUUUGUUUUAAAUUUUUGUCCUAAAUUAAUUGGUGGUGUAUUGGAUUACUUUUACUGACCAAAAUGUUUGAGAUGUUGAAAUUAUAGUGCUUGCUGAUUAAGUGAACUUGGAUAUUUUUUGUAAUGGAAAUCUCACUGGGGCUACUUAGUCCCAGAUUGUUUGAGCUCUAUCAGGAUUCCUUGUAAGUUGGUGGUACUGUACUUCAAUCAUGCUUAUCUAGUCUCCCAUACAAGGUUGUUAGAGAUCCUCCUAAACAAUAUUUGUCAAGCAUGCUUUCGCUGUUAUCAAAAUGUGCAUCUCAAAGUUAGUCAUAAUGGUUCUGAUCUUGCUUUUGUGUAGAGAACUCUUGCCCGUUUAACUGAGAAGAGUCCUGUAUUGCCAUGAAACACAAAGCAUCAUGACUACUUUUAGACUUCUGUUUAUAUUUCUAUUUAUUUUUAAAUGUACUGUCAUACUUGGGAUUGUUUAGUAGUAUGUCUCCUUUAAUUGGUAUUUUUUAAAAAGUAGCUUUUUUUGAAUGUCCUAUAGACUCAAGAGCUAAGUGCAUCAGACUUGCUUCCUUUUAACCCAACUAAAGAAGACUUAUGACAACUGUGUGUAUAGUGUCUAAAAUGUAUGAAAAUCCUUUUUAUUACUUAUUCUUUCAGAUGGUUAGCAGUUUAAUCUCUUAUACUAAUAAAUAUAUUAUCAAGUAA